Cottoperca gobio is the source of this 4965-nucleotide messenger RNA. It is a transcript of the gene sall4, whose product is annotated as spalt-like transcription factor 4. NCBI's taxonomy places the organism in Eukaryota, Metazoa, Chordata, Actinopteri, Perciformes, Bovichtidae. The record is from RefSeq and is a predicted model, not a curated record. Gene Ontology annotation, molecular function: DNA-binding transcription factor activity, RNA polymerase II-specific; RNA polymerase II cis-regulatory region sequence-specific DNA binding. Gene Ontology annotation, biological process: regulation of transcription by RNA polymerase II. Gene Ontology annotation, cellular component: nucleus.
AUUGAUAAUAAUAAUUACGUUGACAUGCGCAUUUCUACUUGAGGGGCUAAUUUUCCAAGCCCGAAGAAUUUGUUGAAGAAGGAGUGGAAAAUUGUUGGCAACUCUUUUGCUCCUGAUGGUUGCAUCAUGUCGAGGCGCAAGCAAGCCAAACCGCAGCACAUCAACUCCGACGAUCCCGGUUCGUUAGAAAAUGGGAUUCGAGAUGAUCAAGCUGAGGAGACAGGAAAUGAAGGGAAGAGGCUCAGAAUGGAUGAGACCAGGAUCUGCAACAAGUGUUGUGCUGAAUUCUUUGAUGAAGCAGAAUUUCUUGAGCAUGAGAAGAAAUGCACUAAAAGUCAGCAAGUGGUCAUCAUGAAAAACAGAGAUGGCAAUGAAGUGCCUGAGGAAUAUUCACAAGGCUCUCCAGAAGGCCUUAUGAGUGACCAGGACGAUAGCCAGUCCAGCAGCCAUUCCCCACCACAUGUCAAUAUAGACAAUCUGGAAAGAACGGAAGAAGAGUCCAGCAUGAAUACAGAGGACUCGGGACCGCACAAUCAGACAGAGAUGCCUGCUAGCCCGGAGAUGACUUUCCAUUCCUCACUGAAAAUGCAAGAUUCAAAUGUCACUCUUGAAACCAUGGCAGACACUAAAGUGGCUGUCUCCCAACAUCAUUCCAAUAAUACAUCUUUGAUCUCAACUCAGGAUGCCCUGCAGGCCAUCCCGACGAUCUUGGAACACUUAGUGUGCCUCCAGCAGCAGCAGCUACAGCAAAUCCAGCUCACGGAACAGAUUAGAAUCCAAGUAGCCAUGAUGACUCCACAUGGUCUCCAGUCAUCAGUAGGGACAGCAAUGGACCCUCUGAAAGCUCUUGGUGCACAUCUCUCUCAACAGUUGUCUGCUGCAGCAGCUCUGAUAGGAAAAAGGACCGGUAGCCAGAGCCUUUCUAUGGAGACAAUGAAGCAAGGUAAAUUACCUCUGCCUGCUGGCAUCCCUUCCUCUCUACCUGGAGGACUGGAAUCUAUGGCUCCUAAAACAGACAUUUUGAAGGGCAUCCCAGAUUUGGCUCACCGUUUACCAGCACUACUGCCACAGUCGCCAGGUCUCAUGGGUUUCACAAGCACCUUCAAUAGUAUCCAAGCAGGGAUUGAGUCUUCCAAAAAAGUGAAGACAAAGAUGCUGAACCCCCCACCGGAAUCAAAGAAUGUUGAGUCGUUAUACAAGCACAAGUGUAAGUACUGCGGGAAGUCCUUUGGCAAUGACAGUGCUCUCCAGAUUCACUUGCGCUCUCACACUGGGGAGAGGCCCUUCAAGUGUAACAUUUGCGGAAACCGCUUCACAACCAAAGGAAACCUCAAAGUGCAUUUCCAGAGGCAUCGAGACAAGUAUCCUCACAUUGGCAUGAACCCACAUCCUGUGCCAGAGCACCUUGACAACAUCCCCACCAGCAGUGGCAUUCCCUUUGGCAUGUCUGUGCCCAUGGACGAGUCAAACCUGACCGACGUUAAGCCUACAUUAGGUCAACCUACUGCUGGCUUCCACCAGUCACCUGUACCGGGAUUGAAGACAUUUGACAGCUUUGCAGGGGACCCAUUUUCCCAGAAACCCUCCCCAUCAACAAGUGAUUGCUCCCCAACAGUUUCCUCUAAUGUGUCUGGCCAAGAGACGGGAGUGGAUCCGCAUCAGAAGGAUGCUAAAGAACAGUUUGGAGCACUGCAUCAUAUGAAUGGUAAUUCCCUCAUAGGAGAACAAAGCUCUGGAACUGCAAAACUUCAGCAGAUGGUGGAUUGCCUGGAAAAGAGGACCAGUGACCCAAAUGAGUGUGUAAUCUGUCAUAGAGUGCUUAGUUGCCAGAGCUCACUCAAAAUGCAUUACCGCACACACACCGGCGAGAGGCCCUACAAGUGCAAAAUCUGUGGCCGUGCAUUCUCCACCAAGGGUAACCUCAAGGCCCAUUACGGAGUGCACAGGGCUAACACUCCUCUUAAAAUGCAGCACUCGUGUCCCAUCUGCCAGAAGAAGUUCACAAACGCUGUGGUUCUGCAGCAGCACAUUCGCAUGCACAUGGGUGGGCAGAUCCCCAACACCCCGAUGCCAGAAACCCAGCUUGAAGCAGCAGAAGCAAUAGAAUCAUCUCUAUCGGAGGAAAAUUCUACAGAUAUCAUUGGUUUUGAAGCAAGCCUUGAGGAUCAUGAGCCAGAGCUGAACUCUGAAAAGCCAAACGACACCUCAGAUUACCUCCCACCUGCCUCUGAGGAACAACCACAGAAUCAUGCUGCCCCCGCCAUGUUUUCCAGCCUGGAUGUUUUGAAGAAGCUCACCUCUGCUCUUGCACUGAAACGACAGAGUAGCACAGCUUCGGAAAGUGAGGGAACAUCCAAAGAAGCCCUACCAGCUCCCAGAAAGCAGGAAUACCAGAAUGGCCGCAGCCCUCCUGUUUCUGACUCAGCCAUGUCCUUUCACUCAUCUUCCCCGCUAAACCACAUGAGUAGUAGCAAAUCUCCUGAGUCGGUCGUUAAUGAAUUUGCACACAGUUUUUAUAAACCAGAGUCUGAGGGUGGUGCUCAAGGUGUCACUGAGUCGAGUGGAGCCCUUGACCUCACCGCUUCCAGCAGCUUCACCCCCAAAGUGAUCAAAGAAGAACCUGGCAUGCCAUACACUAAUGGAGACUAUGUUCCUGUUAACAUGUCGUUCAUGAGGAUGCCAUCGAGUCUGGCAAGUCUGGAGAUGAAGCUUCCUCCAGAGAAUCCUUUGAGCCCUCAUGGUUUGUUCAGCUCCCAUAUGCCUCAGGGAACAGCCAUGUCCUCCAUCUCCAGCACACCACGACGAUCAACCAAACAACACGUCUGUCAUGCCUGCUGCAAGAACUUCUCAUCUGCCAGCGCCUUGCAGAUCCAUGAGCGCACUCAUACAGGCGAGAAGCCAUUUGCCUGCAACAUCUGUGGCAGGGCUUUUACCACCAAGGGAAAUCUAAAGGUGCACAUCGGAACUCACAUGUGGAACAACACGUCGCGGCGUGGCCAGCGGCUGUCUCUGGAUAAUCCCAUGGCGCUGAUGGCGAUGAGCUCCGAGGCCAAGCUGUUGCCAGAAAUGAUGCAGGCCCCCAAAGAACUGGGUGCUCCACCAAUGAACUUUGACCAGUCUAUGUGGAACCAGUAUGCUGCUGCCUUCAGUGGGGGCCUGACCAUGAAGACCAAUGAAAUCUCUGUCAUCCAGGGUGGUGGCAUCCCGCUCCCUGGGAGCCCUGGCGGUGGGCCUCUGAUUGGAUCCACCGGAGGCCUCAUGAAGAUGGAUGGAUCCCACUCUGGCUUGCCUGCCUCCAUGGCCGAAAUGGAGAAGAACAGGUCGAGCAGCGCACCAAAAUCGCAGUUCCCACAUUUCAUGGAGGAGGGUAAAAUUGCAGUUAACUAGGGUUUUUAGCCAUCAGUCAAUUUACCACCUGAACUCAAUUUUUGAAUGUCUUCUUUUUUUGAAUGAGGUACAAUCAAUAUUCAGCGAGAACCUUGUAGAAUCUGCCUAGAUUGGUUGAGUUUUUCCAUAAACUUCAUUGCAGCUCUCUCCCCUACUGAUCAGAACGAUUCUCAAGUGUUAUUUUUAGUUGAACUUGAUAUAACUACUGUAGUUGUAUUUUAUUUGAUAUAAAUAUAUAUGCGGGUAUUCUUUUCCUGUGACUUUUGUUUUGUUUUGCUGUCUAUCCAGAAGUUUGAAUGUAUAACUUACUUGAAACUGCUUUAAUUCAGACUGUCUCCUCGAUACUUUUUGAAGGAUUUUGACUUUAAUAGGAAGUUUCAGGGCAUGACUUUUAAAGGACACCAUGUCUCAGUGUUCAGAAAUAUUGGUGUAGUUAACCGUAUGUAUCUAGAAUGACUACUUUAACUCAUUGUGUGCCAUAGGUUUUAUGACAUUGUACAUUUUUUGUAGUGGUAAAUGUCAUUAGCAUGUCUCAUUUUGAAGGGGCUUCUGAUCAGACUGACAGAUUAUCCCAGUGUCUUGCCCAUUAAAUCAACACGCAACAGUUCACUCAUCCGUUUCGGAUCAUGUAGAUUACAAAAAGGCUUUCAUCAUUGUUGCGUCGGUGCUAAAAUUCAAAAGUACGGUAGGAAAUGGCUCAAACCUUUUUGCCAAGUGCCUAAUUGGAAUUGUACAAAUGUUGCUGUUGUCUUUCACUGAACCAGAAGGUUGCUAUGGUGGCUCUGUUAGACUGAUGAAUUGAUGUGUUGUAACAUUGUAGCAUUGCAUUUUAUAUUUUCAUCAAGUCAUUUCCCCGCCAACAUAAAUUCCACUUGUAAAUCUGCAGAUUCAAAUUUAGUUGGCUGAGCUCUGAAAGCUGUUGUAUGCUUAAUCUUCUCAUGCCUGCACUUUAUUUCAGGUCUUAGUUACAUUUACAUUUUGUAGUCACAUUUCACUGCUUUUAUUGUGAUGGCUGAAUGGGGAAAGGGGCAAAUCAACAAUUUUGUUUACUUAUUUCCUUCCUGUCAAUUUUGUGUGUAACAACCAUUUAGUUUGUCAGACUCAGAUUAUCUUUCCUACGGUUAUCGUAUCCACUCAUAUAUUUAUUUAACUCACAAAAUGCUUGAGAUGAGGGGGGUAAGUUCUACCUCGUUUAGAUUUUAGUUGUCCUCCACGCCCCCUACUCUCAACGCAACGCUCUGGACGUUUUCCGAUACAUUCUCGAGUAUACGAGGAUUUUCAUUCUCAACCUGCUGAGUUGAACGGUAAUGAAUGUAUCACUGGACACUUUACACAACUCAGAAUGGUCAGAGUACUUUGUAGGCCCCUGCUGUACAUUCCUUAUCGAUAUGCCUUUGCCAAGUUGUGCCUUUCUUUAGCAAACCAUGUCAAAACUGCUUUCGGGUUGGUCUCUACAAUUCAAGUGAUGUUGAGCCAAUUUGGCCUGUUUACAAUGUAAAUGUUUUUGUUUUUCAAAUGUUUCCUACACCUAAAUAUUUUCUGAUUUUGAAAAAUAAAAUCAGGGUGACUUUUUCAGUA